AUGGAUCCUAAAUGGGACCAGCUUAAGCCUGUGGUACUAGAUGAAUCCGAAUUCAUCAAGUAUUAUUAUGACCAAAUAGCUACUUUAAUUAAUGUCGAAAAGGACAUAAAUGACCCAAAAUUUAAAGAAUUUGUUAUACCGAAACACUCAUUUACUGCGAUACAACUAGCGACUGUGCCGCCUAGUGAGAUAUCACUGAGCGCGAGAUGUGUGUUACUUGGCGGUAUUCCAGAGCUGUGGUAUACGCAGCAUGCCAACCAUAUUCAAAAGGUGAUGUCGAAAAUAGUUCCUCGAAGGAAUAAGGGUAAGAUCCGAUAUGUGUACCCAGCUCAACAGCCGCGGUAUAACAGGAACAGGCAUGCACUACGUCCCAAAAAGGGAGGGGUUUCUCCGAAGUCAGCUAGCUAUUCACCAGAUCAAUUGAGCAGUUUAGCGGUAGAGAUGCAGGAGAGCGGAUUACCGUCCCAGUUGUUAACUAAGAAGACUGAUUGCACUACUGGGAUUGUGACAGGGGCAGUUAGUACAGGUCAGAUAGUUGAAGUGGGAAGCAGGCUGAUGUCGCCGGAUGAAAAAGCACCCUUUGAAAUAUGUACUAACAACCUACAAAAUCUUAACCUGGCUUAUGCAAACUCAUGCCAGCCUAACAAUAUCCUUGCUAUACCACCUAAGGCGAAUUCCGUCCCAACAGUAAAGUUUGACACAGCAAACUCACCUUUGCAAUAUACAGAUGAUAUUAUGAAUUUGCUUCUUCGACUGAAGUAUGCAGGUUCAGGUGCAUCUACUGUGAACGGUGACGGUACAUCUGUCUAUUGCUCUGCCGAAGAUUGCUUAAAUCCAACUCCCGAUGAUAAAGAUAAGAGCACCAGUACAGAAGUACUAUCGCACAGUUCUUCUGUGCUAACCAAAGAAACAUCUCAUGCUAAUGAAGGAGAGAAAUCUCGAAGACUGAAAAACGAUCUUAUGCUCGAUUAUAUUAGAGAUAAUGAAGCCUUGACCAGGCACAGCAGUAAAACCUCUGUUGUGAAGUUUGAUUUAGUGACUGGCAAGCAAGGCGAGAAAGCAACAGACAGAUCACCUGAGGUGGAAUUAAAGUUGUUAAAACCUGAGCCUGAAAAGCUACCAAUCCCCAAGGCACAGGAAGUCUUAUCAUCCUGCCUGACGUGGGACGAACCCUUGAAAGGAUCUUGUGGGAUAAGUAACCGUGCUAAAAGACUCUUUAGUUAUGAAUGGAAUCAGGUUAAGUCAAUUGAGUCAGACUUUAAGAAUAAGUACUUUAGUCGCUAUAGAAGGGGACAGGUUGUGAAAAUGGAAAAAAUGCUAGUUCUAGUGAAAUCUGCUGUCUCAGUAACAUACCCUCCGACAACAUUUUCUGAUGUGGAACCAAUUGAUACAAGGGUAUACGGCCGGUGGAAAGAAUACAUUGUAGCCGCUCGUGCUACUGGAAAUCCAGAAUUUCCAAUUUAUAUCCAGUUCUUUGAUAAGAGGAAUGCCCUGAAGAUUGAGAAGUGUAGAAAUGCUGCAAAAUCCAUGGAUUUUACGUUAACGGAAUCGUGCUCGGUUGGAUUCUACAAUUACUUGGAUCGAACAAUAUAUAUUUUAAAACCUGAUGACAAGUUGGAGAGAGAUGCCAAGGAGGGUACGCUAAAUGAAAAAGGCCAAGCCUAUAAGCCAUUGAAAAUAUACAUACUUCGGUGUAGUACUAUAAAGUCAUCCGGUAAAUGGUUUACGUUUCUAAAGGAAUCUGUUGGUGUAAAAAUUAUUCCAGAUGCUGUCGACAUACGAAUCCCUCAAAUGAAGUUGUCCUUAUCCAUAUCGCUUCCAGUCCACGCUUUACAAGAGAUGCGAGAAAAAGCAUCACAGGAAGAGUAUGAGCUACGGAUAUUGCAAUUACCAAAUGGAUACAGAGUUGUUCCGAAUCCUAUAUUACGGUAUAUGGGCUUAGUGAUUAGAGAUAUGUUAUUGGAUGCGGGAUACAAGGAUGUUGUCAAGCAGUGGGAGAGCGAAAAUAUACCAAUGGGAUUUGGUUGGAAGAGAUAUGAUAUGCUAGAAUGGAUCCUGGGUGAUCAGAUUGAUGCAUUAUACGGAUCAUUAUUCUUAACUUCAUCUCAUAUCCUAGAAUAUCGUCCGAUGGUAGGUUAUCCCAGAAAGGUCACGUUAGGGAACGGCGUUGAAAUGAAAGAGCCGGCACCUAUUGAAGGGUUCCUUGCCAUAUGCUUACCUAGAAACCAAGAUAGGUUAAAAGACCCAUUUACAAAUCGUUAUAUUAAGCUAAAAUACAUGUUUACUUGUAAUGGGGUACUCUUUUAUACUCGAGCUAUGAAAGGUAUGCCUCCCCUACCGACACUUAACAUGAGUGGUAUGAACGGUAAGACGUUUAGGCUGAAUAAUCUACAGGAAAUCGUGGAAAGUAUUUCCGACAUAUAUGAACAUAACCCCUAUCCGCUUGAUUCAAACAAUCACAUAAGUUGGUUAAAUAGCGAAUUACAAGCAGAAGAGUUCGAUGAACUUGAUGACUUUGCAUUGCAAUCUGCAAGAAGGAGACUUACCCAAAUAAUACAAUCAGAAUGUGCCAUAGAUCUCACGCAAGUGGAAACCAUCAGCACACUAGAUGUAAAAGAGGCGUGCGGCAUUGCUAAAUCGAUUAAUCUUUGGAAUACCUCUAAUAAUGACUUUUGGAACAUCGAGCAGUCAUUAGAUGAAACGGUGAAGUCUAUCAUUGUUAUAAAUAUGAAAAGCGGCUCGUCAAUGAAACUUCUCGCUCCAAGUGUGAACGCUGCUAAUGAGUGGAUCAAAAGGCUCAACGAUCUAUCCCUAUACUGGACUUACCGCCUACAAAAGGACCAGGAAGUCAUGUGGGAAACAAAAAUGGUGAACUUGAAGAUGUUAAGGAUACAAGAGCAAAACGAAUACAAUAUUUUAGGAAAUACUCCUAAAUGGGUUACAGAACGGGGGGUAGCCAAUGACGCUAUCUAUAAUAUAAGCUCACAUGCAGUAUUAAGACCGCUAAUCCUCCAGGGGAUAUUAUGCCAAAAACCUCGUAAGCACUCUGUUUUCAAGAAGUGUUACGUCGUUCUUAUCCAUGGAUAUAUCAUUCUUUUUGAAUGUUCAAAACGGUCUUUUACGGGGAGCGCUUAUGUUAAGGUUGGGUAUUCACACCAUGCCACAGUUCCUAUAGAAGACUGCUAUAUCUAUUCCGGAAAUAUAACAUCGCAUGAUUUAUUAGGAAGAGACCGUGAGUUCAACAGUUUGAACCCUGGAAACAAAGCGUUACCCAGGGUCUAUCUGGAUGGCUGGAAGUCUUUAGAAGAUGAACCAUAUCGAUGCUUCACACUAUGGUUUGGCACAAAGAACACCCAUUCAAAGAGUUGUAAAUUACCCAAAAAACCGAACCCUGCUCUGGGCCCCGAUAAUUCAAACCAACUCCUCGAUGACGCUUUAGAUUAUCAAGACCAACUUUCUAUUUCAGAAAUUGCAAAAAUACCUGCUGAACAUGUACAACUGAUAAACAGGGUAUGCUUGACUGGUAAGUCGAUGGUAUUUAUGGCAAGAUCAAGACAAGAAAGGGACCUUUGGGUAUAUAAAAUUCAUUGCGAAUUAGAAAGGAUCAAGCAUGGUGGAGAAUAUAAUGAUUAUAAGUAA
Messenger RNA from Eremothecium sinecaudum, 3639 nucleotides. It is a transcript of the gene SPO71, whose product is annotated as Spo71p. Gene Ontology annotation, biological process: ascospore-type prospore membrane formation; protein localization to prospore membrane. NCBI's taxonomy places the organism in Eukaryota, Fungi, Ascomycota, Saccharomycetes, Saccharomycetales, Saccharomycetaceae. Gene Ontology annotation, cellular component: prospore membrane. The coding region runs from base 1 to 3639 and encodes 1212 amino acids. The record is from RefSeq and is a predicted model, not a curated record. The transcript has a single exon.